GCUUUUGAGUUUAAAUCUUCACCUUUUCUUUUUCUUCCUGUCCUAUAUUCGGUACCAUUCUGUUUGGUGGUUUCCUGUUUGUUAUCAGAAGGGAGGCCUUAGAAAUAAACUGCUCUAUUCUUUCUGACCGUCUGAAGGAGUCACCUACUGCUUACAAGUAUUCCUCCAUGACAACCAGUUUCCAUUCCAUUGAAGCUAGGGGUCAAUGGCUGCAGCUUUGAGUGGACCACACUUGAGUUUUUAUACUUGAGAUGGACAGCUCCUCGGUGUGUGACGGGAAUUCGGAGAUGGAUUACCCUCCCUCCUCAGAAGACCAGAUCGAGAGAUCAAAUACAGACACUGGAUGCUCCACCCCUGGCGGCCGUUCGCUCGACUAUAGCCGUACGACCUCUGAAGUCUCAAGCUACUCAGAGCCCAGCAUUUUGGAUGAGCCCCUUGCCCUUCCUUUGGGAUUGCCAAUUUCUAAGCUAGUGGGGCGAGCUUCACCAGUUAUAACCAAACUCAGGAUGAAACAGCAUGCUGAUGUGCUCGAUGAGCACCUAGGCAAUGAUGAUGUAGCAAAUUCAGAGCUGGAAAUGAUGAAGGAGAAAUUCUCGAAGCUUUUGCUGGGCGAAGACAUGUCAGGAAGUGGGAAGGGUGUUUGCUCAGCUGUUGCAAUCUCAAAUGCCAUUACAAACCUCUAUGCUACUGUUUUUGGCCACUGUUACAAAUUGGAGCCUCUACCACCUGAGAAGAAGUCCAUGUGGAGGAGAGAGAUGGCAUGCCUUCUAUCUGUCUGUGAUUGCAUAGUUGAAUUCUUCCCUUCUUUCCAGAACUUGCCAGAUGGGAGUACUCUAGAGGUGAUGGCAAGAAGGCCAAGAUCAGAUAUUUACAUCAAUCUUCCUGCGCUCAGAAAGCUGGAUACUAUACUGCUUGAAAUAUUGGACAGCUUUCAGAAUACAGAUUUCUGGUAUGUUGAUGAUGGGAUGCAAUCAUCAAUUGCCUGUACCUCAAGGUCAUUCCGGCAGGUGAUUCAACGGAAUGAUGAAAAAUGGUGGCUACCUAUCCCAUAUGUUCCUGUUUCUGGCCUCCCUGAGAGAUCACGGAAGGAGCUGCAGCAAAAACGUGAAUGUGCAAAUCAGAUUCACAAAGCAGCCAUGGCAAUCAACAGUGCGAUUCUUGCUGAAAUGGAGGUCCCAGAAUCAUACCUUGCAGCACUUCCAAAGAGCGGGCGUGCAAGCACAGGAGAUUCUAUCUAUCGCCACAUGUCCACUCCAAAGAAGUUCUCCCCUGACUAUCUUCUAGAUGGUCUUGAUAUAGCUUCGGAGCAUGAAGCACUUGAGUUCGCCGACCGUGUGGAAGCUGCAAUCUAUGUGUGGCAGCGCAAAGCAAGCAUGAGCAAUUCAAAAUCUUCAUGGGAUAUGGUGAAGGACCUAAUAGCUGAUGGAGACAAAAAUUACAUGCUUGCGAAUAGAGCUGAGAGUCUCUUGCUUUGUCUGAAGCAUAGAUACCCAGAGUUGUCACAAACAACUCUUGAUACAAGCAAAAUCCAGUACAACAAGGAUGUUGGACAAGCAAUCCUAGAGAGCUACUCAAGAGUGCUGGAAAGUUUGGCAUUUAACAUCGUCGCAUUGAUUGAUGAUGUUCUUUUUGUGGAUGGAUUUGUGAAAAGGAGAUGAUCAGUUCCCUCCAACCUACAAGUCAAAAUGAGAGUUGCAGACAGAAUUCUCAUCAUGUCAUUCUAACAAAUGUUGCCUUAAAACAGACUAACAAUAGAAAAUAAAUCAUUCCUGAAUGCUCCAUGGACUGGGACUGUCUUCUGCAUCGAGCAAGAUGAGAAAGAAAAUUGCUCUACAUUGUCCUGAUAGAUGUGAACCAGGUGCCAAGAUGGUGAAGACAAGAAGAAAAUGUAAUACUAAAUCCAGGUUCUUGACUUGAAGUACUUUUGAAGGAUUUCUUCAAAUGGUAGCUAAAUAUACUCCCUAAUUGUCUCCUUUAUAGCAUGCAUUCAGCUAACCAAAACACUAAAAUCUUUAAAAAGAAAAUUAUAAAUUUUGC
Messenger RNA from Phoenix dactylifera (date palm), 2037 nucleotides. RefSeq names its product RHO guanyl-nucleotide exchange factor 2 (gene ROPGEF2). Gene Ontology annotation, molecular function: guanyl-nucleotide exchange factor activity. Lineage: Eukaryota; Viridiplantae; Streptophyta; Magnoliopsida; Arecales; Arecaceae. The record is from RefSeq and is a predicted model, not a curated record.